Messenger RNA from Babesia bovis T2Bo, 1526 nucleotides. RefSeq names its product Major Facilitator Superfamily protein. Gene Ontology annotation, biological process: transmembrane transport. Lineage: Eukaryota; Apicomplexa; Aconoidasida; Piroplasmida; Babesiidae. The transcript is spliced from 3 exons. The coding region runs from base 67 to 1521 and encodes 484 amino acids. The record is from RefSeq and is a predicted model, not a curated record. Gene Ontology annotation, molecular function: transmembrane transporter activity.
ACGGCUACUACAAGUAGAUUGUCUAAAUGUGAAAGUAUAUUGGGAAUUUAUACGGCAGUUAUCACGAUGGCCCCAACCGUAGAGGCUGAAUCUACCAAAACAAAGAGUUUUGGUAUAGAAAUAGUAGACCCUAAGUUGAUGCCAGCACCUUGCAUCAGCCCUAUAUUACGACUUGCAAUAUAUCUAUACUAUAUUCUCUCUGCUGGAUGUAUCUACUGGGGAUGGAAUGGCCUCCAAGAGAUACUAUACAAGGCAGGUGCUUUUGAAGAUUAUUGUGAAAAAAAGGAUGGAAUUGAAGCAACGUACAAAACUUUAUAUGGCGUGCGAUAUAUAGAUUGCCCCGAAAGAGCAGGUGGCAUCAACAACUUGUAUACUAUGGCGUAUUCCACCCAUUUUAUUUGUUCAUUUCUUGGAGGAUGGCUGUUAGAUACAUUUGGCCCUCGCAUAUGCUUUUUAGUGGGUCAGUUCUUCUCUAUUUUGGCAUGGUUAUCUAUUUUCUGUUUUCCUAAGAGUCCCGUGGUACUUCGCUUAUCAUUUGUUGUUAUUGGCUUAUGUUGUGAGGCAAGUUACAUACCCAUGCUUUCAGUCAGCAAAUAUUUUCCUAAUGGCUCAUCUACCGUUAUAGCUAUUAUGGGUUCGUGCCGUUCGCUUUCCUUCUUCGUGCCUACUCUUUUGUCAUGGAUAUAUAAUGUUGAAGGAUUUAAAGCCGAACAUCUUUACAUAAUUGGUAUAUGUUACAUAUUGAUAUCCAAUGGAUUCUGCUUUGUUUCGGGCUUCUUUAUUAUGCCUACUGUCAUCCCUGUUCCACCAUCGGAGAAGACAAAUGGAAAAGAGGCUAGUUAUGAGCUAGGACACGCUGUGGACACUAAUGAAGGUAACAAACCAAAUGUGUUACAAUCUAUAAAGAAUGGGUUUAACAGCCCACAAUUGCUGGAGUUUCUAAUUCUUGGCGCUGCUGUAUGUCUUUUUAUGCCCGCCAUCGAAUUUGUCAACAAAUCACAAGGUGACCUUCUUGUAGCAUCCGGUGGUGGCGAUGCUACCGUUGUAUUCAAGUACUUCAACAUAUUGACUUUUGUGCCCGGCCCAUUUCUGGGUGCGCUUAUGGACAGAGUUGGUCCUGCCAUUGUUAUGCACUUUUUGCAUUUGUGUGCAUUGUUGUACUAUACAUCUACUGUCUUUGAUGUUUAUGCAAUGAAGAUUGUGGCAUGCUGCUUUUACCUUUUGGCGGGUUCGCUGUGCAUGUCUACCGUCUAUUGUUACGUAAACAAAAGGUUCCCUCCGCAAUACUUCGGCGCAUUAGUUACGCUGAUCUUUGGUUGCGCAGGAUUGAUCGCUUUGAUCAACAUCCCACUCUACAAUUGGGGGUUGAGCUUUAAAACUUUCCCUAAGGAACAGCGCUUCCGUCCACUGUCCUUUUUAUUCAUGGGAUAUAUGGGAGCUGCCUCCUUACUCAGUGCUACACUCAUAUACCUCUCAGUAAUCCGUCCUAAGAGAGGUUAUGGUGGACAUAUCACCGUCUAAAUGCA